Molecule: messenger RNA, 879 nt
Organism: Neoarthrinium moseri
Lineage: Eukaryota; Fungi; Ascomycota; Sordariomycetes; Amphisphaeriales; Apiosporaceae
Exons: 2
Coding region: 1-879 (292 amino acids)
Biological process (GO): fatty acid beta-oxidation
Cellular component (GO): mitochondrion
Molecular function (GO): enoyl-CoA hydratase activity
Source: RefSeq, a predicted model, not a curated record
AUGAUGAACACCCUACGCUGUCUGCGGCCCAUUGCCUCGCGUGUCCAGCCGGGCACAUUGCCUAGAGUAGCCCGCCCAUUUUCAGCCUCAGCUGCGAGGUCAUAUGAGUUUAUCCAGACAUCAGAGCCCAAGCCGGGCGUCGGUCAAGUGACCCUGAACCGGCCCAAGGCGCUCAACGCCUUGUGCACCCCUCUGAUCACAGAGCUCAACCAGGCAUUGAGCGAGUACAAUGCUUCCGACAGUAUCUCUGUCAUCGUCCUGACGGGCUCUCAGAAGGCGUUCGCCGCCGGAGCCGACAUCAAGGAGAUGCAGCCUCUCACCUUUGCCGGCGCUUACACCAACUCGUUUAUCGAGUCGUGGUCUGAGCUCACAACAAAGGUCAAGAAGCCCAUCAUUGCUGCAGUGUCCGGUCACGCACUGGGUGGCGGGUGUGAGCUUGCCAUGAUGUGUGAUAUACUGUACUGCACAGAGACGGCCAACUUUGGCCAACCCGAGAUCAAGCUGGGCACCCUUCCUGGGGCUGGUGGCAGCCAGAGGCUUACUAGGGCUAUCGGCAAGUCGAAGGCCAUGGAGCUCAUCCUCACGGGAAAGAACUUCUCUGGAACCGACGCUGAGAAAUGGGGGCUUGCCGCCAAGGCGUUUGCAAGUUACGAGGAGCUGAUGGAGCAGACAUUGAAGACGGCCGAGACCAUCGCAGGAUACUCUCGGGUCGCUGUCCAGGGCUGCAAGGAGGUUGUCAACAAGAGCCAAGACCUACCGUUGAGAGAUGGUGUCGAAUACGAGAGGAGAGUGUUUCACAGCUUGUUCGGGAGCCAGGACCAGAAGAUUGGCAUGAAGGCUUUUGCUGAGAAGAAGAAGGCUGAGUGGACUCAUCAAUAG